AUGCAUCGACUACCACCACCGCUUCCUGUUCCCGUCAGGGAUCCCCGUGGCCUCGACCAUGCCGAGCAGGCGGCGUCGAGCAUCACCACACAUCACCACCACCACAACUUCACCCCCAUGGCAUUUGAAUCCUCAGAUCCCGAGGCCACCUCUCUCACCUCCCUCUCAGACAUCCUCGACAACCUGCCCACGGCCGUCAAGAGCAGCCUCGGGCCCCUGAACACGAUCCGGCGCUCCGUGAGCAUCCGCGGCUGGGCCUCGUAUUUUUAUGAGAUCUCAUCAAACUCCAUGGGCGCCGCCGCGUCCCACCACGAGGGGCCAGCCGCCGCGGCGCACCACACCACCGUCGUGUCCAGGACCACGAGUACCACCGCAGUCGAGAUGCAGCACAGCAACCGCGGCGAGAAGCGGGCAGCUGCGCCGGCGCAGGCGCAGAGGCGGAUGCCGGAACCGCCGCUCUAUGAGGUGCCAGACCAGAACUUUGGCAUAAAUAGGUUCUGUGGUCUACAGGGUCAGCUCCUGGUCAACAAUGCCCUGUCGGAGGGCCGGCCGCCGUCAGUGCAGGGCCAGCCGGGCGCCAACAGGAUCGAUCGCAAAGCAUAUGUCCAGGGAGUCGCCUGGCUCGUCCACGGACUCCCGGAGGACCUAGACAAGCACGAGAGGACGGAGCUCAUACGGGCCAUGCCGCCGGCCCUGCUGGAGGAGGCCCACAGGACGCCGCCGUCGUCCCAGCCGGCAGCACGGCCGUCCUACCCCUCGUCCUCCUCCACCUCACCCUCGUCAAACUACGCGUACCUCAUGGGCGGCGGCGUGGGCGACGCAGGGAGGACGCUCGUGCAGAGGGCGGCGCGCGCGCUGGUCCUGCAGCUGCUGGUGCCGCUGCACCUGCUGUGGGCGUACGUGGUGGUGCUGCUGGGGCGCGCCGUGCAGCUGGAGCGCAAGUACAAGGUCACGGAGCAGGUGGUGCGGCACUCGGGCGAGCUGGGGUACGAGGUGGGCCGCGGCGGCGUCAAGCUGUCGGGCGUGAUAUACAACCACGGCGGCGCGCGGGUCGGCCACCUCGUCACCAACAUGGUCGCCUACACGGCCGACGGGCUCGUCAAGGGCAUCAGCGAUGGCAUACGCGAGGCGCGGACGGAGAGGCGGCAGAUAGCUGAAGACUGA
This is a messenger RNA of Diaporthe amygdali, 1164 nucleotides long. RefSeq lists its product as uncharacterized. The coding region runs from base 1 to 1164 and encodes 387 amino acids. The transcript is spliced from 2 exons. Lineage: Eukaryota; Fungi; Ascomycota; Sordariomycetes; Diaporthales; Diaporthaceae. The record is from RefSeq and is a predicted model, not a curated record.